AUGGGCAGCCCCGGGAACCGCAGCCUCGGCGCGGGGCCGCCGCCCUGGGCCGCGCUGCCUCCCUGCACCGAGCACCGCUGCUCGCCCUUCCCGCUGGGGGCGCUGGUGCCGGUGACCGCCGUGUGCCUGGGCCUGUUCGCCGUCGGGGUGAGCGGCAACGUGGUGACGGUGCUGCUCAUCGGGCGCUCCCGGGACAGGCGCACCACCACCAACCUGUACCUGGGCAGCAUGGCCGUGUCCGACCUGCUCAUCCUGCUGGGGCUGCCGCUGGACCUGUACCGCCUGUGGCGCUCGCGGCCCUGGGUGUUCGGGCCGCUGCUGUGCCGCCUGUCGCUGUACCUGGGCGAGGGCUGCACCUACGCCUCGCUGCUGCACGCCGCGGCGCUCAGCGCGGAGCGCUACCUGGCCGUGUGCCGCCCGCUGCGCGCCCGCGUCCUCGCCACCCGCGCCCGCGCCCGCGCGCUCAUCGCCGCGCUCUGGGCCGUGGCGCUGCUCUCGGCCGCGCCCUUCCUCUUCGUGGUGGGCGUCCAGCAGGACCCGCCGCCGGGCCGCAACGCCACGGGCCCCGCGCCGCCGCCCGCGCCCCCUGCCCGCGGGGCCCCGCCGGAGCCGGCUCUGCCCCCGGCUCAGUCCCCGCCGUCGGGGCGCGAGGCGGCCGCGCUGUUCAGCCGCGAGUGCCGGCCGAGCCCCUCGCAGCUGGGCGCGCUGCGCGUCAUGCUGUGGGUCACCACCGCCUACUUCUUCCUGCCGCUCCUGUGCCUCUGCGUCCUCCACGGCCUCAUCGGGCGCGAGCUGCGGCGGAGCCGGCGGCCGCUGCGGGGCCCCGCGGCCUCCGGGCGGGCCCGGGGCCACCGGCAGACCGUCCGCGUCCUGCUGGUGGUGGUUCUGUCCUUUAUCGUUUGCUGGUUGCCCUUCCACAUUGGCAGAAUCAUUUACAUAAAUGCGGAAGAUUCCCAGACCAUGUACUUUUCUCAAUACUUUAACAUCGUUGCGCUGCAACUCUUCUAUCUGAGUGCGUCCAUUAACCCGAUCCUCUACAAUCUCAUUUCAAAGAAGUACAGAGCAGCGGCCUGGAAGCUGCUUCGGGGGAGACGGCCUGCACAGAGAGGAUUCUGCAGAAGCAGAAACACGGAGGGCACCGCGGGAGGAGACGCGGCUGGCCGCACGGAGACCAGCGCUAGCCUGCGGACGCCUGCCACCAGCAUGGCCAAGCACGGCGCCUCCUGCCCCAGUGCUGGGACGGCAGAGAAAACAGGUCUGUAG
Molecule: messenger RNA, 1263 nt
Organism: Pipistrellus nathusii (Nathusius's pipistrelle)
Lineage: Eukaryota; Metazoa; Chordata; Mammalia; Chiroptera; Vespertilionidae
Source: the annotation of a GenBank genome assembly